GGACGAUGGCCACGACGCGAGGUCUCAGACAAUAAAACAACAUUCUCCAACUUCACCAAGUUGUGCUUGUACACCCACACAGCGAAUACGCAAGAUUUAACACAGUUGAGCUAUCAAAGCAAACGAAAUAGGCGAUGAUGAUCAUGAGAAAGUCCACUCUUCUCCGCCUAGCCCUUCCUCGAAUCCUUCAAUCUCCCAGAAACCAUUCAUCUCUUCCGACUAGUUCUCCGAUCUCCCACAGCCCGUUUUUGGGAUCGUUCUCGCGCCUAUACUCUUCGAACGUUGAUUUCAACCACUCCGACGAAAAAAGCAAGAGGCGCUUGUUCAACAGGCUUCUAUACAGGAGCAAACAGCGAGGGUACCUAGAGUUGGACCUCAUUCUGGGAGAUUGGGUGGAGGAGAAUAUCAAUUCUAUGGAUGUAAAUGGAAUAAAGGCUCUUGUUCAUGUUCUUGAUCUGGAGAAUCCCGAUUUGUGGAAGUGGUUGACCGGUCAGGAGCAAGCCCCGGACGCAAUCAGAACCAAUCCUGUGUUCAGCGCUGUACAUGAAAAGGUCAUGAACAACCUUGACAAACACACAGCUCCCGAGACGCGAAGUACCCCAGGACAGGCAUGGGUGAGGGGGUGGGAUGAUUACAAAAGAGGCCGAGAUGGCCCUAUCGCCGGGAAUCAGUAGAGCUUUAUCUUGGGGCACAACUACAAGUUUUAUAACGUACUCGUAUAUAGAAAAAUGGCACAAAGUAUGAUAUGAUUAAAUUUUCUGUAUAUUUUGAACACUUCCAAUCACACAAAUAAGACCAUUGUGGGAGAACCUUUUAGCUCUGAGUGUUAUGACUCAGGUUGAGAUUUGAUGUUAUUACUGUUAUGGAUAAACCCAAAAAAAUGAUGAGCUCAGGCUCUCGUCUCUUGAAUCUGCCUAGUUGAAUUUCUGAGUUCAAGUUACUUUUUUU
Messenger RNA from Cuscuta campestris, 948 nucleotides. Lineage: Eukaryota; Viridiplantae; Streptophyta; Magnoliopsida; Solanales; Convolvulaceae. The record is from the annotation of a GenBank genome assembly.